UGAAAAAAGCGAAUUCAAUUGCAAACAGCCGUGUGUAAAAAGACACGCAUGCCUUAUCCUAUUCGAGUUCAUUAGUUGCGUGUAUAGCAGCCAGUCAGACGGUCAGUCAGACAAGUCUAGUUUGUUUUCAUUAUGACCUGGAUAAUAACUACACGGUUUCAAUUUCAAAUAUAGAAUUAUGGGUUUGUCGCAUGAAGAAUACUCCCUUCACUGGGGCUUUGUGGUUUUGGCGGCCAAAUUUUGCCAUUGGGUAAUAAUGACGGGACUGCUGAAAUCAUUUAGUAUUUUCAUACCUCAUCUCGUCAAAUUAAUGGGAACGAGCUAUGCUAUUAUAGGACUGGUUUGUUGUAUGGCUGAUUCAUUGGGAUGUUUGGCAGCACCAUUGGCGGCUUUCAUCUCAAACCGAAUAUCUCGUCGAUUGCUUGGGGCCGUGGGAGCCAUUCUAUGCAGUGGUGGAGUUAUAGGUGCCUCCUUCUGUACAAGUAUUACUCCUUUCGGCAUAUGCAUGGCCGCCAUUGGUUUAGGGAACGUGUUCCUGUUGUUCACAUUGACGACUAAUCUCCAUGAGCAUUUCCCUGUCAAGUUUGAUGUCAUCAACACCAUUUCACUUAUAGGAUCGCCAUGUGGAGCGUUUAUCACUCCAGUCAUCACAGAAAACCUUCUAGAGAUCUACGGUUUAAGUGGUACCAUACUUAUUCUGGGUGGAUUUAGUCUGAACUUCAUGAUAAGUGCUCUCGUCCUAAGGCCACCUCGGGGUCGGAGGAGGAGGAAGAAGAAGAGUGAUCAAGAAAUAGAGUAUAUUCCCGUUCAGAAACUUGACAGAGACACCGACAGAGGUGAAGCGGUAGAUGAAGCAAAUGAUCUCAGAGAAACUUCCACUCAGAGUGACACUGGAGAUAUUCAAAUCAAACCAAAGACUACAUCAUUGAUAACGCACAUCUUGGAUAUCACAAAUCUAUCUGUAUUGCGGAGAGUCCCAAUUUUUGCGUUACUUCUUUUCCCAAACUUUUUAAUGAUGAUAGUAUGGAUGGGUUGGACGCUGUUCCUUGUCCCUCACGCCGAGUCGUUGGGUAUCAGUCAAGCUCAGGCUGCAUACCUUGCCAUGUUAGGUGGGAUCGGUGGAAUAACUGGCCUUAUAUGUACGUCAGUCUUCCUUAUGUUUUACCCGCGGGUUGGUCUGCGUCUUCCUGCUGUUACCUCCCUGAUCGGGUCGAUUGUUUUCUUCCUCGACCUCGCAAGCAGCCAAUACGUCUUCCAAGCCAUCCAUGCAUUCCUCGUUGGUUUCUUGGUCAACCACACCAUCGUCUACGUCCUAGUAUGUGUUAAGUAUGCCCUACCAGACGAGGACUUCGCUAUGGGGUUGGGAUUGGCGAUCUUUGCCUACGCCGUGGGUAAUAUCCGCCCCAUCCUGGUGAAAUUCACCCAGUAUAAGAAAAAGGCAGCCAUGAUGAAGGAUAGGAGACGUCUGAAGGGUUCUGGAAUCUCGAUCCAAGAGGACCUGACUCAGACGAAUCACCAGAUCCUGAUGAAGCUUGUCAACCACCCCAAAGUUGAGGCUGCUUGGUCCAUCGACGGGAGGAUCAUGGCUGCCUUAAAAACCAGUGAGGAGGGAAUUUCUAUGAAAAGGGCCUUCUCUUCCCUUCGACAAGUUCUCAACCUUGUAAUGAGUUGA
Molecule: messenger RNA, 1672 nt
Organism: Strongylocentrotus purpuratus (purple sea urchin)
Lineage: Eukaryota; Metazoa; Echinodermata; Echinoidea; Camarodonta; Strongylocentrotidae
Product: monocarboxylate transporter 7
Exons: 3
Coding region: 179-1672 (497 amino acids)
Biological process (GO): transmembrane transport
Molecular function (GO): monocarboxylic acid transmembrane transporter activity
Source: RefSeq, a predicted model, not a curated record